GAGGUGACCCCUAAAAAUGGUGCGCUAUUCACUCGACCCAGAAAACCCCACAAAAUCAUGCAAACCUAGAGGUUCAAAUCUUUGUGUUCACUUUAAGAACAUUUGUGAAACUGCCCAGGCCAUAAAGGGUAUGCAUAUCCAGAAAGGCACCAAGUACCUGAAGGAUGUCACUUUGAAGAAACAACGUGUGCCAUUCCGUCGCUACAAUGGUGGAGUUGGUAGGUGUGCACAGGCCAAACAGUGGGGCUGGAUGCAGGGCCAGUGGCCCAAAAAGAGUGCUGAAUUUUUAUUACACAUGCUCAAAAAUGCAGAGAGUAAUGCUGAACGUAAGGGCUUAGAUGUAGAUCCCCUGGUCAUUGAGCACAUCCAAGUGAACAAAGCCCCCAAGAUGCGGCGCAGGACUUACAGAGCUCACGGUCGGAUCAACCCCUACAUGAGCUCUCCCUGCCAUACUGAGAUAAUCCUUACUGAAAAAGAACAGACUGUUCCUAAACCAGAAGAGGAGGUUGCGCAGAAGAAAAAGAUAUCCCAGAAGAAACUGAAGAAACAAAAACGAACGGCCCGGGAAUAA
This is a messenger RNA of Capra hircus (goat), 571 nucleotides long. RefSeq names its product 60S ribosomal protein L17-like. Gene Ontology annotation, cellular component: ribosome; cytosolic large ribosomal subunit. The record is from RefSeq and is a predicted model, not a curated record. Bases 17 to 571 code for a protein of 184 amino acids. Gene Ontology annotation, molecular function: structural constituent of ribosome. Lineage: Eukaryota; Metazoa; Chordata; Mammalia; Artiodactyla; Bovidae. The transcript has 2 exons. Gene Ontology annotation, biological process: cytoplasmic translation.